AAACUUGGGAGAAGAAGACACAUUUCUAAGCGUAUAGGCUGUAUGGCACGUGUUGCGUUUCGCAUCCUUGGUCAUGAUGGUUACCUUCUCAGCAUAUUCGAAGAACAGCACAAUUAUCCUCUCACUUCUCUCCCUUACAGGCCAUUUUUGAAGAUCAACAGGAACAUUGAUCUAGGCCAUAAGAAGUUCAUACUCAACUGUGCUAAAGCGAAUAUUGGCACCAUGAAAUCAUACCGACUUUUCAAGGAGUCCGUUGGUGGGUAUUCAAGUGUUGGUGCUACUGCUGUGGACUUCAAAAACUUCAAACGCGAUUUGAAGGCCUAUAUUGCUAGUGGAGAUGCUCAAAUGGUUAUUGAAAAAUUAUUCUGGAAAUCAGAAGUAUGCCCUGGAUUUAGGUUUGAUUAUGAAGUUGACGAGUAUGACCAGGUGUCAAGGCUAUUUUGGUGUGACGCUGCUUCUAGGAAAAGCUACUCCCUUUUUGGUGAUGUUGUUUCCUUUGAUGCCACAUAUAAAACCAACAGGUACAUGAUGAUAUUCGCUCCGUUCACUAGUGUCGACAACCAUAAAAAGUGUGUGACAUUCGGCUUUGGCUUACUGUCAAGCGAGGACGCUGAGUCAUAUUCAUGGUUGUUGAGAUCAUUCAUGAACGCGAUGGGAAUGCUCCAAACUGCAUCAUAACUGAUAAAGAUCCUUCAAUGCGAAUUGCAAUUGAAGAAGUCUUACCACAAACCAAGCAUCGCUAUUGCUUGUGGCAUAUU
Molecule: messenger RNA, 758 nt
Organism: Cuscuta campestris
Lineage: Eukaryota; Viridiplantae; Streptophyta; Magnoliopsida; Solanales; Convolvulaceae
Source: the annotation of a GenBank genome assembly